AAUUAUGGUUACAGCUGCAAAGGUGAAGGUUGCUCCUCCCCAGCUCGUUCUGUUCCGCAGCUACGCUCCACGGUUAGCACCAAGGGAGUACGAGAAAUACGGAUACAUGAAUCCUGACAAGAUACUAGCUUGGAAGGCUGCAAGAGCAACAUCGGCCGCACCGGUCUUCUUCGAAUCCUAUCAUGGGUUGGUUGAUGGUGCAGUUUCCUGCAAUAAUCCAUGCCUGGCCUUGAUUACCGACUUCUUUAGACUUCAAAAACUUGAAAGACAUAAAGAAAUUGUGAGUUUCGACUCAUUUCGAUGUUGUCCUCCUUGA
Molecule: messenger RNA, 316 nt
Organism: Haemonchus placei
Lineage: Eukaryota; Metazoa; Nematoda; Chromadorea; Rhabditida; Trichostrongylidae
Source: the annotation of a GenBank genome assembly